Messenger RNA from Mytilus californianus (California mussel), 2413 nucleotides. RefSeq names its product pentatricopeptide repeat domain-containing protein 3, mitochondrial-like. Gene Ontology annotation, molecular function: protein binding; ribosomal small subunit binding; rRNA binding. The transcript is spliced from 28 exons. Gene Ontology annotation, biological process: mitochondrial translation. Gene Ontology annotation, cellular component: mitochondrion. Lineage: Eukaryota; Metazoa; Mollusca; Bivalvia; Mytilida; Mytilidae. The record is from RefSeq and is a predicted model, not a curated record. The coding region runs from base 26 to 2260 and encodes 744 amino acids.
UUCGGUUGUCAAUGAAACGUUUGAAAUGGCAGCUUGCAUAGGAAAAAUUUCCUUUGCACAUUUAAUCAAAAUUCAAAGCAUAAACAUAUGCAACAGAUCACCAUUGUUACACUGUCAGAGAUGUGUUCAGACUGCAGGUGUUACAGAUGUGACUCAAGUUAAAAACAGAAAACCUAUAAUAUUUCCAAAGAAAAAGAAAAGGGAUGAAUUAACAGUAUUGAAAUGUUUAGCAGCAACAGUCCAGAGGGAUUCUACAGCUCCAGACUAUAUGUUUAUAGAUGAUCCUCAUCUUUACCCUGUAAUAGCUAACGAAAAAAAAAUAUACACUUUGGCAAAAAGUAGCGGGAGGAAAGCAGCCAGAUACUUUGUUGAUAGAUUACCAGGCAUAUUUUCUACUAAUAUGUUCAAAGAAGAAGCAUCAGUUCCAGGCAUUCCUGAACUGAUGCCAAAGAAGAUAAAAUAUGAACAUUUUGACCCCAGUGAAACAGCUUUGAUUGAGAGGAUAGACAUGAGAAAUGUCAGGGAUGCUAUAGAUAUGUAUAAUGAGAUUCAAGAUCAAGGUAUAGUUAAUGUCAGGGAUGCUAUAGAUAUGUAUAAUGAGAUUCAAGAUCAAGGUAUAGUUAAUGUCAGGGAUGCUAUAGAUAUGUAUAAUGAGAUUCAAGAUCAAGGUAUAGUUAAUGUCAGGGAUGCUAUAGAUAUGUAUAAUGAGAUUCAAGAUCAAGGUAUAGUUAAUGUCAGGGAUGCUAUAGAUAUGUAUAAUGAGAUUCAAGAUCAAGAAUUGGAGCUUUCUCAAGAAACAAAGAUCUCCUUGCUUAAUCUUCUGGCAUAUUACAACUCAAUUGACCCUCCUGAAGAAAAGACACCAGAAGAUAUGAGAUAUUUAUUUGAAAAAAGAUCAUUCAAUAAAACUUGGAAAGAUAAUGGACCUGCAGUUAAAGUUUUUAAUGAUCUAAAUGAGAAGACUUCUGAAGCUUACUGUGCAAUGAUCAGAGGCAUGACUAAGUAUUUGGAAGUGGAGAAGGCAUUUGAACUUUAUGAAGAAAUGAAGGGUAAAGGAUUACAAGCUGAGGUUGAUGUCAGAACAUACAAUGGCCUGAUAGAUGUUAUGAGACAGUAUCCUGCAGAUCAAGAAGAACAAUGGACAAUUAUUAUGGGUCUUCUGCAAAGUAUGAAGGAGAGUGGUGUUCAGCCAAAUGUCCAAACCUUUAUGUCAGUUCUCCAUUUCUUGAAAGGAGUGAUGACGAGAUUUAGAGAACAGAAGGUGUAUUUUGUACUCAAUGAAAUGAAAGCUAUAAAUAUAGAACCUACAUUAGGAAUUUAUGCCAAUCUCCUUCAGCUGAUAUAUAAUGACCAUUCUAGGAACCCAGAACACCCAUUUUUACCACAGUUAAUGGAUUACAUCCAGGGCAAGGACUUUGAUUUAACAUCAAAAGAUGACAUACACUUUUUUGUUGCUGCAAUGAAAGUUUGUGAUAUUUACCUUCAUGAUAAAGACCUGGCUUUCAAGGUUGAUGCAUUACUACAUAGCAAAGAUAACUAUAAGUUCAUGAUAGAUUUUUUUGCUGAAUCUACAUACUGUAACAUAUUUUUAACGUUAAUUUGCCAGUUUGAACAUAUUGAUAAGGUAAUGGAAGUGUAUCACAGAUUGACACCAAAUGUAUGGUCACCGACUUUCUCUGUGUAUUAUGAUAUACUAGGAGCCAUUGAUCUAUACGAUGCCUAUCAUUAUUUACCAGCUCUUUGGUCAGGUAAAUAUGCCUAUCAUUAUUUACCAGCUCUUUGGUCAGAUUUUAUAGUAUUCAGGAUAAUAACAGGGCCUAAACAUGCACAACUUAUGAUUCCAUUUUUCCAGUUAGUAUCUAAGAAGAAGCACCCAGAAGAGCUUCAACAAAAGUUUGUUGACACAAUCCUGUGGGUAAUUAACAGAUGGGAAGAAAAUAUUCAGCUGAAUGGAUCAUUUGUAUUGACAUCAGGAGUGUUAGUAGGAGAACUUAUCAAAGUUAGUCUCAAUGCCAAUGAAGUAGACUUGGCUUGGAAAAUUUUAAUGAUGUACACAAAGCACAAAAGAAGAUUUACAGAACAGAUAAGUGAGGAGGCAGUAACUAUGUUGUUAGAUGAGUUUAUUAAAGAAAAAGAUCUGGAUAAAACAACAAUGUGUUUGAAGUUGAUGUCAACAGAGUCUUUUCCUAGCCUUACCAAAUACAAGAAACAACUAAGAGAAUUGGAUAUGACAGAUCUUGAAAAAGUGGUUACCAGUUGAUAAGAGAUCAAAUAGAAAAACAGAAUUGACCAAUAUUAACUUAAUUUUUAAAACUGUGAUGUUUUUCAAGGUCAUUUUAAUAACAGUAAUGUCAAAGUCAUGUUUAAGUUUUCUGUGAUUUACAAAGGACAGUAAUAAAAUUUUCCAUUGUUA